Molecule: messenger RNA, 894 nt
Organism: Closterium sp. Yama58-4
Lineage: Eukaryota; Viridiplantae; Streptophyta; Zygnematophyceae; Desmidiales; Closteriaceae
Source: the annotation of a GenBank genome assembly
AUGGUGCCACACUGCAUCAUGCGUGCAGCCAUACGUCCAAGUGGCCAGCUUUCCAGAUUUGGUUCCUCUCCUUUCUCCUUUUCUCCACUCCCCCUCACUCCCCCUAAAUCCCAUUUCUCCCCCCCCACCCUCUCCUUACGCUCUCAUUACUCCCAUCUCUCUCGUUUCUCCUUCCUCCUCUCACUCCCAUUUCUACUCCCUCCUCUCACUCCCAUUUCUACUCCCUCCUCUCACUCCCAUUUCUACUCCCUCCCUCUCUCAUUUCUCCUCCCUCUCUCUCGCAUUUCUCCUCCCUCUCUCGUUUCUCCUCCCUCUCUCGUUUCUCUCUCCCUCUCUCGUUUCUCCUCCCUCUCUCGUUUCUACUCCCUCUCUCGUUUCUCCUCCCUCUCUCUCAUUUCUCCUCCCUCUCUCUCUCUUUUCUCCUCCAUCUCUCUCUCAUUUCUCCUCCAUCUCUCACUUAUUUCUCCACCCUCUCACUCCCAUUUCUCCUUCCUCUCAGUCCCACUUCUCGUCCUCCCUCCCAUUUGUCCACCCCCUCACUCCCAUCCUCGCUCUCCCCACUCUCUGGAUGCCAGGUGCCGCUGCCACUGUCUCGUGUCUCCUCACUGCACUGCUGGUGGUCAUCACUGCUGCUACCCAUCCCCUCACUCCCGUUCUUCUCCCCCACCCAUCUCCCCUCUCUCUGGAUGCCAGGUGCCGUGGCCACUGUCUCGCGUCUCCUCACUGCACUGCUGGUUCUCGCCGCUGCUCUUCCCCUCAACCACUUCACCCUUUCGCUCCCAUCCAUCCCUGCUCCCUCCUUUUCCCUCUUCGAUGCCAGGUGCCGUGGCCACUGCCUCGCGUCUCCUCACUGCGCUGCUGGUCCUCGCUGCUGCUCUUGUUUGCGCCCUCUAG